GUUAGACCAGCCCGCGUGGCUGUGGGCUGUUUCUCUCUCCUCGCCUUUUUAUAGCUUAACUGCAGGACUGAAGCGAGUGGCUCGUCUUUAAUCAGAGACUGGAGAGGCGGGCCGAGGUGCUGACUGUAAUGCGAUAGCUGCGCCCGUCCUUAAUGCUAUUACAUCCACAUGCUGCUGCUGCCGCGCUCAGACGCGGAGACGCGCAGUGCCAAACGAGCAGCGUAGAGACGGAGCCCGGGAUCUCUAUCACAAGACUUCACUUACGGAUUCGCUUCACGGAAGAUCUGAUCCCAGCUGUAGCUUUCUGGCAGUUUUUAAGUGUGAGACAGAGCAUUUGGUAGUGGAUUGUGAGGGAAGACGCUUCAUGUCAGUUGGAUUUUGAAGACGAGCGCAAGCCGCGCGUACUCAGUCCGCGCUUCUAAAGCUGAGGAAAUCAAGGCAGUGGCAACGCGCUCAGGCGGUUAUCAAAAAUAUACUUUCUGUGUGAACUUUUGUGCACGAAAAGAAAGUUGUUUCGUUUUAUUUAAGUUUUUUUGUUUGGUUUCCGUGGCUGUUGCUUUUGUUAAGGAUUUGAAAGACAAUGUUUCGGAGAUGUUAAGCAACCAAGUCUGGGUUGAAAUUACACAUUUUGAAGCGUGUCGAGAAAACAAGACAUUGUGAUCAGACUCGAGUCUCAGUGGAUACAUUUGUGGACAAAAUCAUUUUAAACAACAUCUGAGGAACUUGAAGCCCUCAGUAUUUUGCCUUCACACGCUGGGUGACAUUCACCCUAAAAAGAUGGAUUUAUUCACACAGCUCUGUGGAUCUUUAAUUGUCGUAUGUUUAUCAGCAGUUGUUUAUGGAGCAGAAGAGACAUGUGGUGGGCAAUUGGAUGCCAGUGACGCCGGCUACAUCACUACGCCCGGUUACCCUCUGGAGUAUCCACCCCAUCAGAACUGUAGAUGGAUCAUCACAGCCCCCGAGCCAUCUCAGCGUAUCGUCCUAAACUUUAACCCUCACUUUGAACUGGAAAAACUCGACUGCAGGUACGACUUCAUCGAGAUCCGGGAUGGAAACUCCGAGACGGCAGAUCUGUUGGGGAGACACUGCAGCAAUAUCGCCCCCCCUGCGAUCAUCUCCUCAGGCCCUGUUUUGCACAUCAAAUUUGUCUCCGACUACGCCCACCAGGGGGCGGGCUUCUCGCUGCGCUAUGAAAUCUAUAAGACAGGCUCUGACUGUUCCAGGAACUUCACCAGUCCGUCGGGUGUGAUAGAGUCGCCCGGCUUUCCUGACAAAUAUCCCCACAAUCUGGAAUGCACCUUCAUCAUCAUCGUUCCACCUCACAUGGACGUCACGCUCACCUUUCUGACCUUCGACCUUGAAAACGACCCUCUGCAGGGCUCGGAGAGCGAGUGCAAGUACGAUUGGCUGGAGGUGUGGGACGGCCUGCCGCAGGUGGGACCUCUGAUUGGACGCCAUUGUGGUACCAAAAUCCCCUCUGAAAUACGGUCGUCCACAGGUAUCCUGUCUCUGUCCUUCCAUACCGACAUGGCCGUAGCCAAAGAUGGCUUCUCCGCCCGCUACAACAUGACAGCGAAGGAGGUCAAUGACAACUUUCACUGCAGUAAUCCUCUUGGCAUGGAGUCAGGCCAGAUCAGUGAAGACCAGAUCUCUGCUUCAUCCAGCUUUUAUGAUGGCCACUGGUCUCCAAAACAGGCUCGACUUAACUACCAUGACAACGCCUGGACGCCCAAUGAGGACAGCAACAAAGAAUACAUACAGGUGGACCUGCAUUUCCUGAAGGUCUUAACGGGCAUUGCCACUCAGGGGGCGGUCUCCAAAGAGACACAUAAGUCUUACUUUGUCACCACCUUUAAGCUGGAGGUCAGCACCAACGGAGAGGACUGGAUGAUCUACCGCUAUGGCAAGAACCACAAGGUUUUUCAUGCUAAUGCAGACCCCUCAGAGGUGGUCCUGAACCGGAUCCCUCAGCCUGUCUUAGCUCGGUUUGUCCGCAUUCGACCGCAGACGUGGAAGAAUGGAAUCGCUUUGCGCUUCGAACUUUAUGGCUGUCAAAUCACGGAUGCGCCAUGCUCGGAGAUGCAGGGAAUGCUCUCCGGUCUCCUGCCGGAUUCCCAGAUCUCCGCUUCAUCCAUGAGGGACAUCCACGGGGCCACAGGUGCAGCCCGGCUGGUGGCCAGUCGUUCCGGGUGGUUCCCCAGCCCCGCGCAGCCCGUGGCCGGAGAGGAGUGGCUGCAGGUGGACUUGACGGUUCCCAAAACCGUACGGGGUAUCAUUACGCAAGGGGCUCGUGGGGUGGAUGGCAGCACCAGCGCAGAGAACCGGGCCUUUGUGCGGAAGUAUAAACUGUCUCAUAGCUUGAACGGAAAGGACUGGAGCUACAUCAUCGAUCCUAAGACCAAUCUACCAAAGAUUUUUGAGGGAAACACGCACUAUGACACUCCAGAGAUCCGCCGCUUCGAUGAGAUCGUGGCCCAGUAUAUAAGGGUCUAUCCGGAGAGAUGGUCACCUGCUGGUAUCGGAAUGAGACUGGAAGUUCUGGGUUGUGACUUGCCGGAGUCUACAACUAUUCCAGACACUCCCACGCCCACUCUGCCAAUUCAGGAGGAGACAAGUACCGCCCACAAAAUGCCAGCUCCCACAACUUUCUCAUCUCUUGGAGGCCUGUGUGACUUUGAACAGAGCAUGUGUGGAUGGACCCAUGACCCCAUGUCUGAUCUAAAGUGGGCUUUGUACAGUUCAUCUAGUCCUAGCCUGGACCUGACACUGGGAUCUGACAAUUUUGGGAACUUUCUGUAUGUGGAGGCGGGUCCAAAGUCAGAGCCGCACCAUGCACGGUUAUUGAGUCCGGCGGUGGGACCCGAGCGUCGUCCAGUGUGUUUGCUCUUCUAUUACCAACUGCGAGGAGAAGGUCAGGAUAGCCUGCGAGUGCUGCUUCGUGAUGAUGAACAGGAAGAGACCCUGCUCUGGGCGCUGAAAGGAGACCAGGGGCCCAUGUGGAGAGAGGGCCGCACCAUCCUGCCCCAAUCCCCUAAAGAGUAUCAGGUCGUCAUUGAAGGCUUGUUUGAGCGUGGCAGUCAAGGGUACAUCUGGGUCGACAACAUCCAUAUGAGCACCAGCACAGAGCUCGAGCAGUGUACACAACCCUUCGCAGCUUUCCCUCCUGAAAUGACUGGGGAAGCCUUACCUGGCUGGAGUGACCCUACUGUUGACACCACUGUGUCCCUGCAGCCCAUGCCCACCUACUGGUAUUACGUAAUAGCCGGAGGUGGCGCCCUUUUCCUCCUGGGCUGCGUCACGUUGGUCAUGGUGCUGUGUUGCCAUCGCUACCACCUGGCGGCCAAGAAGAGCCAGCACUCUGUGUCCUACCAGAGCACGUUCACGGGACAGUACGUGGGGAACGGCCCCGGGGCCCUCGCUGGAUCCGGGGUGGAGCCCAUGUUAACUAUUCGGUUAGAAAAAGAGGAGCCCUGUUCUCAGUGCUGAACAAACGCUGUUUCCUACUGCUGUUAUAUAGACACAAGUUGUGCACCUUAAAGACUUGAAUUGUGUUUCUGGUGACGAAGAUGCCAAACCGACGGAAGUGAGCGGAGAGCACCAGACGUAUAUAAGUUAUCAACUUCUGGGUUUCUCUUUGAUUCUUUUGUGGAGAUUUAGGGCUGUGAGAAAGAAGAUGUGCCAUGCAAUGGGACAUCCAGACAAAAUCCUGACUGACAGGCACUCUGCACCUACUUUCCUCCAGCUCUGUGGAAAGAAAAGCAGGAUGGGAACCUUACUGUGCAAAGCUCUAAUCUCCUGUUCAGGGCCAAUCCUAUUGUACAGUCAAGAGAACUCAGGAGCAUUGCCAAAUUUUGAGGAAAGCUUGAGAGAUUGAGAGAGAGGAAACUUGCAUGUGUACUGCAUCUGAUGUGCACACAUAAAGACUUAAGACUCGAGGAACUGACGUGUGACAGGAAUAUUCAAAGAGACGAAGCAUGAGUGUCAAAAAAUUGGGGAGAAAUGUCACAAAUCCCCUGUUAUUCACAUAAUACUGUAUGUGUGGAAAGAUAGAGUCUCCAUUAUGUAAAACACGUAAUAUACUGCGAAGUGCUCUCCUUUAAGGACGGGUCUUUUUAUCUUUCUUUCAGAGCUUUAGAACAGUAAGGGACCUUUAGAGAAAUGGAUUUGGUCUUUAUUCUUCAGGCGGAUGUUUGAACGACCUGUUUGAUCUCCUCCUCGCCAUUAAAUGAAACGAAGGAAGCUUCUUAAAAGCAUUUCGAACGCUGUUCUCCUUUUCUGAGAAUGCAUUUGAUUAUCUGUCAAUAUGUGUCUAUAUAUAAACUCUACUUUUCUGAAAGUCAGCGGGAGAUUUGGCUACAGUAUGUUUUUAUGCAAAGGUCACAUGACCCUGCCUUAGCCAGCCUACUCUUCUGAUGGCUGACUAACCUACACAACACUGGCCUUAAGACGCUUCAGUGGCAUUGGGCUGAUUUAAGCCGAUUACUGUUCAUGUUUAUUAUUUAAUCGUUUCAUAUUCAACUCAAGUGAAUUCAUUUAAGAAUAAGGAUUGAUAGAUCUGCAUAGGGCCGUAACCACAAUAAACAUUAAGGGGGACACGUCCCACUCCCCAAUUAUCAAACAUGGCCAAUUUCUUUUUUUAAUAUACAUACCCAUCCCCUGAAUGUUUAGCCCUCCCCAUUCAAUGUUCAAGUGUGGUUACAGCCUUGCAUUGUGAUGCAGUCAGCUUUAUUUUUAUAGUUAUAUAAAAUAUUUAAGCAGUGUGUGUAUUUGUGUACUAUCCCCCCUGAGAUUUUGAAUACACACAUGCAGUCUUGUUAAAGAGAGAGGAAAGCUUUGUGAUUGUGCCAAAUGUCAUACGGUGCUAAAGCACUUGGCUCGUUGAUUUUGCUGCAGGGAUGGAGUUGAGUCGGCACAUUGGCCCUAUACCUCCAAACUUCACAUUUAUAGCUACAGCCCAUUUCUCCGUCCACCUGAUAAAAAGUCACUUAGUACACCUGCUGAUGUCUUACUGAAUUCAUAACCAACUCUUUUAUUUUGCUUUAAAGCUUUUUGAUAUUUUACUGAUUUAGAAAGCGACAGGUGGUAACCACCGAGUAUUUGGACACUUAUAAUUUUUUAUAAUUCGUUUCAUUUAUAAUUCGUUACAUUACUUAAGUCACACUUAAAAAUAUAUCAAAAUCCUUGUUUUAUUAAAUAUUUUUUUAAAUAUAGCACAAACAUGCUAGUACCAUUUAAUGCCGAAAAGUGUCGAAAAUUGUCCGAAUACUUUGGUGUAACUGUACAUGUUGAAGUAUGUGCACUGGUCACUAAACCAUGUAAUGAAUCUGUAGAUGAAUGAAUUCUUGCAAAACUUUAAUUUGUGUUUUAUUUGCAUUAUAUGCAUAUGACAAUCUUGCUGCAUAUUUUUUCUUUUUAUUGUAAUGUACGAAAACAUUAUAUUUCAAUGUACUUCAAAAUAGUACUAGAUUCAUCUUUCAUAUGCUACUUGAAACGCAGUAAUGUACCUUUAAAAAGCAAAACAUGCCACGGUCUGAGAUGUUUUGUCUGGGUACAUACUGUUCAAUGUUGUCCUCUUUACUUAACUCUUUCCUCGCCAUUGACGAGAUAUCUCGUCAAUUAAGAGAAAACGCUUCCCCGCCAAUGACGAGAUUUUCCGUCUUUCCGCAAUAUCGCUAUUAUCCACCAGGUGGCGCCCUUCCGCAACUUUUUAAAACCGGAAGUAUUGCCCUAUGGCAAGCUGCUGCGUGUCCGUGUCUGUUUUAAAGAUCGCUCUGAAUGGGAUCUCUAUGAAAAAUCCGUCAUAAAAAUGGAAUUAUCUCUGCUUUUUGCUCAAAAUAUGGUGUUUUUGCAAAAACCUACCCAUAUUCAAAAGCUGAUUGCAAAAGAACCACUAAAGGUAGGAUGAAACGGUUUUUUUUGUUUGAAAGCAGAGGGUCUGUUCUUUCAUUUGGUAUAUUGUUUGUUUAUAUAUUUAAAGAAGAACAUUUUCUGUAAGGCAUUAAACUUUGGUGAAAAUCAUGAAAAACGCUGGCGCUGGCUGGCAACUUUUUUUUAAAAUGCUGGCGGUGAAAGAGUUAACAAACAUACGAAAUAGGCACCAUAAGAACACAGAAUGGAAAUUUCCCUGACAAAGUAUAUUUUCCUUUUACACACAAGUAGGCUUUGUCCAUUACCGAAAGCAUCUGUCAGAUUUUGGCUUCAUCUAAAGCGACAGAGAUGAAAGAAGAAGAAAGUAAAUCCCAAUAUCUUGUUUUGUCCUCCAUCUGGCAAUAGGUGAAAAUAAUCCCCCAUCAUGGACAUCCCGGCCCUUUCUCCCCCGUUUAUCUGCUCUUCACGAAAGAAUGUGAAGGCGAGAUCAAAGAAAAUCCUGCUCCAAAUAUAAACCUUCUCUGCUAGAUCUAGGGUCUGAAGGGUUUGUUUGAAUUACAAAAGCACAUGAAAGAUCUCAGCAGACAGCUAGAGAGACACCUGACCUGGUAGGCCUAUCAUGCCGCAUUGUCUCCACCCGUCCCACCUAAUCCUCUAUACAAGAGAACGUGUUCAGGAAUAUCGACAUUAAAUAUUCUAAAAAGAUUGCGUUUUUUGAAGGAUCGAGUCACGUUCUUCAUUAUGUCGUGGUCUCGCUUAUUUCUCCCUCAUGUUUAAGGUAGAAUUUAAGAAUAUGCGACGGAUUUCUAUGAGUUUCUGUGGCAUACAGCUGAAUGUAUAUCAACGCUAGUGUCUGAAUUGUCUUGUCUUGUCUUGACCGAUUAUCCUCGCACACUUGUUGUGGUUCAUCUUGAGCAAGAUGUAUCCUGGUUGUUCAUUAUGCCUGUAUGAUUAUUAAUAUAUUUAAUUCAGACUAAGUGAUCAGGAUCCUGUGCUUUAUUUUUUGGUGGGAAUGAAUGAUUUAACCCAGGACAUUGACAUUUUGUUUUUAAUUCACUUUUUAGGCUGAGUUGCUAAAAAAUCAAUGAGUCAGCUGAUUAUAAUAUAUUUUUAAAUCGACUGAUAUUUCUAAUUAGGUAAUGCACCAAAUUACAUUUUCUGAAGUCUGUUGUAAGCACUUUUCUGUUGCCGUCCCUCACAAAAUAUGAAUUAGCAGAAGCACUCUGGCCAAGAUGAUGUCCAAGAGCCCGGCUCUGUUAGUAUCUGCACAAACCGCAUUUGCUUUCACCGCAUUAAGAGAAUAAGAAAAGGCACGUUUGGAUGCCUCUGGUUGUAUAUUGUAUAAGUUUCAGAAAUGUCAUGACUCAGAUUGGUCACAUUUUUGAUGUUCAUUAUGUUGACAUUAUGCUUCAUUUGCAUCUGUAUGACUUCUGAUGAAUUUCUGGUCGUGUGCACUUUUUAGCUUUUGUGAAUUCAGGGCUUUGACCCGAACCAUGAAUAUUAGCUCCUGUUUCAUUUACAAUGCAGCUGAAUGUUUUAAUAGAUACAGUAUGAGGUAUAUUUUAGCCUGAAUUUCAUGGUCUUGGAAAUGUUGUAUGGAAUGUUACAAUAAAGUGAUAUUUUUCUACAAA
Molecule: messenger RNA, 7499 nt
Organism: Paramisgurnus dabryanus
Lineage: Eukaryota; Metazoa; Chordata; Actinopteri; Cypriniformes; Cobitidae
Gene: nrp2b
Product: neuropilin 2b
Biological process (GO): angiogenesis; vascular endothelial growth factor signaling pathway; axon guidance
Cellular component (GO): plasma membrane; axon; glutamatergic synapse
Molecular function (GO): vascular endothelial growth factor receptor activity; semaphorin receptor activity
Source: RefSeq, a predicted model, not a curated record